AUGCCGCCGGCGCGCACGCCUCCCCGCCCCGCAGACCCCGCAGACGGCCCCGCAGGCGGCUCGCAAGGCCGGGGGCCCGCACCCCCGGGGCCACCCCGCAGGGGCGGCCAGCUCGGUCUUCCGAGAAAGGGGAUGGGCCGGCGGGGGGGCGCCCGUCGCCACGGAGACCGGGCCGGGGGCGCUCAGGCUGGGGAGGACGGGCAGGGGAGCAGCAGCUUCUCCCCAGGGCCGCUGGGCAGGACGCCGACCCUGAACCCGGGCCCUGCCUCGCGGAGGUGCGGGGGGCACGUCCUGCGCUGGCGCGCUCCCGACCCACCUCUUCUCUGCACACUCCCUCCCUUUUGGGUUCUUGGAGCCGAAAGGAGCCGAAAGGAGCCGAAGCAACGGCGGAAAGAGCCGAAGUUUUCCCUGGUGCUUGAGGCCUUCCCGAAGCGGUGGCGGAAGGGAACGAAAGUCUCCGGAAGGGGCGGAGUGACCCAGUGGAACCUCCGGAAAGAGCCGAAGAUUAGAAUCGGGCUUAAUCUCUUGAGGGGCCGUGAGCGAGCGCUGGAAACCUUCGGAAAGAGCGAAGGUCUGGACGGUUAGGGUUGUUGGAAGAGAUCGACUGCUUGGACAGGGCCAGUGAGGGGUGGGGCGAAUCUUCAGAGGAAGCCAGAAACUGAGGCGGUUUGAGUUGUAGGAAAAACCCGAACCUUUAGAAGGGGCUGGCGUAGGGAACGCGAGGACCCACGGAAUCCUCCGAACGUUGAGACACUGGUCUCCGAAAAGUUACCGAAACUUGGGCAGCCUGCAAAAAUCUCACAUUGGGUGAUUUCGGGGGUAGACGCCGCCGCCUGCAGACUCCGCGGUCUACCUCCGGGAAUAGCCGACUGGCUUCGGAGCCGAGCUCGGGGCGGUUCG
Messenger RNA from Onychomys torridus (southern grasshopper mouse), 900 nucleotides. Its product is annotated as translation initiation factor IF-2-like. The record is from RefSeq and is a predicted model, not a curated record. The coding region runs from base 1 to 585 and encodes 194 amino acids. The transcript is spliced from 3 exons. NCBI's taxonomy places the organism in Eukaryota, Metazoa, Chordata, Mammalia, Rodentia, Cricetidae.